GAUCGAGCAUAGUUAUUGUAAUAAAUAAAUAAUAUUUAUCAGUAUAUCACACAUUAAUUGUGUCACGAACGUGUUACGUCUCGUUACUGUUACUAGAAUAAUUAAGUAUUUAUUUUUUAAUUAAGUUUAGGUACCGUAAGAUUUUUCAAUUAUUACGCGUGAUAAAAUGUUACGUCCAGCUCUUACAGUGACUAUGUUAGUCUUAUCCGUGGCAUACUCGAGAUGUGAGAAAGGUUCGUGCCCGCCCACACUGUCGGUGGAAAUUUGCGAGGCGGCUUGCGGACCCACGGCGCCGUGUAACUCGACGCAAAUGUGCUGUCCCACCGCGUGCGGCGGCUCCAUGUGUGUGGACCCUAUGACUCUGAGGCAUUUCGUCACACUAGUGAAGCCAGGCAAGUGCCCGGAGUUCCCGCGAGGAGUGUGGGUCUGCAGCCACUCGUGCACCGGCGACUCGGACUGCCCCCGGACCCUCAAAUGCUGCCCCAACAGAUGCGGCGCGCUGACCUGCCAGAGACCGGACGUAGAUGAUACGAUAUAGUUCUUAGGGUUCCGUAUUUUGAAAUAAAACUUAUUUAGGUGCGACUUGUUAGUACCUAACUCAGAUCUUUUUCUGGACGUAUUAAAAAUGUCAGCUGAACAAGA
Messenger RNA from Maniola jurtina (meadow brown), 642 nucleotides. Its product is annotated as waprin-Phi1-like. Bases 167 to 538 code for a protein of 123 amino acids. Lineage: Eukaryota; Metazoa; Arthropoda; Insecta; Lepidoptera; Nymphalidae. Gene Ontology annotation, molecular function: peptidase inhibitor activity. The record is from RefSeq and is a predicted model, not a curated record. Gene Ontology annotation, cellular component: extracellular region. The transcript is spliced from 3 exons.